This is a messenger RNA of Rhizophagus irregularis DAOM 181602=DAOM 197198, 954 nucleotides long. The record is from RefSeq and is a predicted model, not a curated record. Lineage: Eukaryota; Fungi; Glomeromycota; Glomeromycetes; Glomerales; Glomeraceae.
AUGGUAAGAUGUAAAACGCUUCCUACCUGUAAAAAACAACCAAAUAUCUUUUAUCCACAACAAGAGGACGAUAUCAGAGUAUGUGUCCGAAAACGCCCGCUUAAUGACAAUGAAAUCUUGAUCAAUGAGAGAGACAUUGCCGAUAUCCGUAACAAUUAUACUCUUAAAAUCGAUAAACCUAGAACUAGGGCAAAUACUAGGAAUUGUAUUGAACGUCACUCGUUCACAUUUAAUGAAGUUUUUGACGAAGACGAUAACGGCAAUGAGGUUUUUAUAAAAACGGCAUUACCAUUGAUCAAAUUUAUUUUCAACGGGGGAAAAGCUACGUGCUUUGUGUAUGGUCAGUCAGGGAGUGGCAAAACCUUCACUAUGUUUGACCAGAAAUAUGGUAAGUAUUGUCUUUGUGCCUUUGCAGCUCAAAAUAUUUUUACAUCAUUAAAGGAAGAAAAGAAUAGUCAUUUAGAGGUGUAUGUAGCAUUUUACGAAAUUUAUAAUAAACAGCUGCACGAUUUAUUGGAUAAUCGAAAGAAGAUUGUGGAAUUAAAAGAACGUCAAGCUAAAAAUGAUAUAAAUCUGUUGGAAUUUAUUAAACUCGGAAAUACUAAUCGGAGCACCGGUUCUACUGGAGCAAUCUUGCAGAUAAUAUUGAAACAUAAAAACGAAUUUCAUGGUAAAAUUAGUUUUGUCGACUUAGCCGGAAAUGAUAGAGAACUUUCUGAUAUGAAAUCAAGGUAUGCGAUAAUGGAAAUCAACCAAAGCUUGUUGACUUUAAACGAAUGCAUCCGAGCUUUGGAUCAAAAUAAAAAACGUAUACCUUUUCGUAAUAGUAAAUUAACGCAAGUGUUAGAAGAUUCCUUCGUCGAAAAUUCAAGAAUUUGCAUUAUCGCGACAAUAUCACCGAACGAGUCGAAUAUUAGACACACAUUUAAUACUUUAAGAUAUGCUUGCAGGUAA